Microthlaspi erraticum is the source of this 753-nucleotide messenger RNA. Lineage: Eukaryota; Viridiplantae; Streptophyta; Magnoliopsida; Brassicales; Brassicaceae. The record is from the annotation of a GenBank genome assembly.
AUGAUCUCCGGAGAAACACAGCUACCAUCAUCGUUUUCUUCACUUCCUGACAAAAUCACAGAGCACAUUCUUGCACGUGUCUCGAGAUGUAACUAUCCAUCGCUCUCUCUUGUCUCAAAGAGAUUCCGGUCUCUCCUUUCUUCUAUGCAAAUCUAUACGACCCGAUCUCAAAUCGGAGCCCAGGAAACAUGUUUCUAUGUCUGCUUAAAGUUGCGGAAUCAACCAUAUCCGAGCUGGUUUAGUCUUUGGGCGAAACCUAAUCAAACCCUAACCAAACAAGAAGAGACAACGACUGGGUUUAACAAGGAUCCAAGUGGAAAUUCGGUUGUUCCGACACCUUUCCGUUCUCCUCACAUAACAAGUCAGGCCACCAUAGACAUUGAUUCGGAAAUCUUCAUAAUCGGUGGACCCUACAAGAAACCCUCUUCCUCUGUUCGGAUCCUUGACUGUCGCAGUCAUACUUGGCGUGACGCUCCUAGCAUGACCGUGGCUCGGGAAGAUGCGUGUGCGAUCUUCUGCGAUGAUAAAAUAUAUGUGAUGGGAGGCUGCGAUAUUGACGAGGACUUUGCCAAUUGGAUGGAGGUGUUUGACAUGAAGACUCAGUCUUGGACAGCCCUUCCUGGUCCUGGCGCUGAUGAAGACGUGUUACGCAGUCGUUUACGUGAAUAUGAUGACUACGAUGUAGUCGAUGUGCUUGAUGGAAAGCUUUACAUAGUUGUAGAUGAAAAGGAGUACGCCUACCAAAUAUGGUAG